AUUUUGAGCAACGAUGAGAGAAGUUUUGUGACGUGAUCGACUUAAAAAUGUGAUGAUCAGAUAGAAGUGACGAUUUACUUGUUUAUAAAUCAGUAGACAGUUAGUAAUUUCUUUCACUUCACUUUAAAGUCUCAAGCUGCUUAGUUUCACUAAAUUUUCAGUGUUUAACAAAUAAAUUAAUUUAUUAAAAUGUCUUCUCCAAUCAUGACGAUUAUUCAAAAUUUCGAUCGCGUGAUCGACUGGAAAGAUCCACUCAUUUGGCUCGCAGCUGCCCACAUCACCUUUAACCCCUUUUUCUGGAACGUUAGCGCGCGCCUUGAAUAUAAAACAAAAUUACUCAGCAGAAUUUUUGGCUCGACAAAAGUUGGAUGUUAUGUGUUGGCUGUUGUCACGUUUUUGAUUGGAAUGACGAGAAACUUUGUGGUUGUUAUCGCUGUGACAAGACAGCUGUCUCUUGAGGCUUAUCUUGGCGAAACUACUGUCAACUACAUGAAAAUAGUCGGCGGACUUUGUAUGGUGAUAGGACUCACAUUAGCAAUAACUUCGAUGCUUCGUCUUGGAGUUACUGGAACAUAUCUCGGGGAUUACUUUGGAAUGCUUAAAGAUUCUCGCGUCACCGCAUUCCCUUUCAAUGUUGUUGACAAUCCAAUGUAUGUUGGAUCGACCAUCACAUUCCUUGGACUUGCUGUUCUUAAAAUGUCACCAAUUGGCUUCCUUCUUACAGUUUACAUUUGGAUUGUCUACAACAUUGCACUUUUCUUUGAAGAACCUUUUACAGCAAAGAUUUACAGCACCAAAGAAACCAAAGAAGUUAAAGCAAAUUAG
Clunio marinus is the source of this 825-nucleotide messenger RNA. The record is from the annotation of a GenBank genome assembly. Lineage: Eukaryota; Metazoa; Arthropoda; Insecta; Diptera; Chironomidae.